Acanthoscelides obtectus is the source of this 361-nucleotide messenger RNA. NCBI's taxonomy places the organism in Eukaryota, Metazoa, Arthropoda, Insecta, Coleoptera, Chrysomelidae. The record is from the annotation of a GenBank genome assembly.
UGAAUUUUUCAGAUGCCGUCAACUCCUGAAGAAUGGUUAUUAGUUUCAGAACAAUAUCAAGAGUUGUGGAACUUUCCAAAUUGCUUGGGCGCCAUAGAUGGAAAGCAUGUAGCGCUACAAACUCCAAUAAACAGCGGCAGCGAAUACUAUAACUAUAAAUCACACUGUAGUAUUGUAUUAUUCGCUUUAGUUGACGCAAAUUACAAUUUUAUAUUUGCUGAUGCAGGCUGUCAGGGUCGAAUUUCUGAUGGAGGCCAAGAAGUCUACCAGGAAGGAAUCAGGAGGUGGAGUAUGUAUUUCUCGGACAUGAAGCAUUUCCGUUGAGUAAGCAUAUUAUAAAGCCAUUCUCAGGAACCCAUCG